UUUGCGAGGGUCUGGGCUGGGGAACUGCGCUGCUCAGUGGGGGUGGGAUGCGCCGGACGACGUCGCUGCAACAACACAUACCGUUUUUGCAUCCUCGGACACUGUCAGCAGCAACAGCAACACUAGACAGAGCUGAAGGGAUACCCGCCAAUUGACCCUGCGGUUUAACAGUGCCGAUACCGACAGCCCUCGACAGCCCUCGACAGCCUUCGACGGCGCUGGACAGCCCUCAACGAUGCUCGAUACCGCUCGAUACCGCUCGAUACCGCUCGAUACCGUCCAACAGCCGGCGCUUCCACCCCUCACAACAAACAACACCACUCCCCUUCGACAGUCAGCACCAACGGCCAGGACUGCCCUGUUGUCGCCUUCGUGCUGUGGUUCGGCGCCCGAAUCCACAGCCGCCCAAAGCCCAGCCGGCCUCACAUUGGUCUCCCGCCAUCCUGUCCGCAACGAGGACCCUUCUGAACCAACAAGCACGCCGACUCCCCUACCUCCUCCACCACUGGCAAGCAUCGAUCCAGGGCGCCCGCUCUGCUCCUCCGCCCGUACUGCCCGGGCUAUAAGGCCGGCGCCCGGCUUUGGCCCAGCUGGCCAAGGUCCUCCCACGCCGCCCUGCAACACUUGGUCCGGCACGGUCUCACGGCGCAUAGUACUCCGGUGCAGACUUGUCUCGCCAGCUGCCUCGAGUCAGCGAGAUCCAUCCACAGCCUUAUUUCCGCCACAGCCAACCAUCGACUGCUCUAACGCAGCCAUGAGCGACAGCCAUCCCGAUCGCGCCCAGUUACCCGCAGAAACUCUCGGGAGCCAACUCAACAGCCAGCUCGACGGCCAGCUCGACGGCCAGCUCGACGGCAGGUGGAAGUCCAUCGCUGUGCUCAAGACCGGCUUGACCCGCAAGGCCUCCACCCGGCUCGCAUCCCUCAUCAAGGGCUUCUCCCGGGCCGGUCGCCGUGAGUCGACAGUCACCCUCCGCAAGCAGCCCACGUUUUCCUGGUGUCUUGGAGAGCUGGAUUCGGACCCGGAAGACCAGAGCCCGUAUCCGACUGGCCGCCAGCGACGACAAAUCGACUCUGCCUUGGCCCAAGACGGGCAUCUUGUCCAAAGCCUGGACCGGACCCAAGACACCGAUCCCAACCGCUACUCCUCUACCACAACCCUGCACGACGACGAUGCUUCCGAGGUCGUCUAUCUCGACGACUUUUGCAACCCACACCCGUGCCCACCCGCCAACUGGUCGCCUUCGCGCCGGCCCUUCUCCUUUACGACGCAAUUCCGCCAUCUUCCUUGCCCGGGGUCACCCGCAACUCUCUCGCUUCCGAUCACGCCGGCGUCGCCCUUGAUCUCGUCCUCGAUCACAGCAUCGCCGUCCUUGGCUGCGGGAAACUUGGACCUGGAGUCAUCUGGCACAUCGACGUUGGGACGAAACGCGUCGCCUCCCUCAGGAUCAGCCACUAACGACCCACUUUACGACAACGAUUGUAACAACAGCAGCGACAGCCACGUCAGCAACGACAAUGGUAGCGACGACAGCGACGACAGCGAUCGCAAAAGCGACCGCCGCAACAGCUGCAGUAACGACAGCGCCCGGCCGACAUCCGAGUCCACCCUCGCAACAAUGGUGCACCGCCCCAUCUCGAGCGUCUCGAUCCUGUCGAGCGUCCGUCUGUCACAGCUAUCCGAACCGAUCUACGGUCGGGCGAGCCCCGAUAAAUCGUCAGCAAUCGGUCGAGCACAGUCGGAACCAGAGCCCAGGCCCGCACGUCCUGCCCUGGCUCCAUCUCCAGCCACCGUGACCCGGAGCGGCAGUCGGGCCUCUCGAAAGGGUCGUGGGCUCAUCCGCCGCAUGGCCCAUCUGGUUUCCUCGCAUAAAGGCCCUGCGACGCUUCGGCGCCAGCCCGGCCAUGUGCUGGAAUACACCCCUGCAUAUUCGGGCAAGAACGAGUUUGAGCGCAACCACUUGCCCGGCAAUUGGCACGGACGCAGGCCGUACGGCGCAUAUCCGGACACAUCGGCAAUCACGGCGAGCGCACCCGGCCAGGCCGGCAACAAAGCGAUGCAGGUAUCUCGGGCACCCCAGACAUCUCGGGCACCCCAGGCAUCUCACGCAUCUCAAGUACGCCAAGCCCCAAUGCAGCCCCAGGCACCGCCCCGGUUCGAGGCGGCGCUGGACAGCAGACUCAACCAGCUGUUCCUGGAUAUUUGUGGCCCCGAGUUGACGAUCGACGAUCUUGCAGCCAAGCACGGGUCCGGCUUCGGUGUCCCGGGAACUCGCGGAUGCCCCGCCCCAACUGGUCGGGAGGCUAUCCAACAGCCGCCGAUCUGAGGGUAGUGCUGUUUGCUGGGGAAUGGCAGCCCACGAAAGGCUGCUCGUUUGGUCCUGGCUUUGUCGCCUGGCCCGUGUUGGAUCUGAAUCUCCCCGCGGCCUGCCGCCUUGCACAACUGUAUUGCAUGACCAUCUUGCACACUUGCCCUUCCAUACUACUUGGCCCUUUCUGCAUUGCCCCCUUCUGCCUUGUCUUGCCUUGCCUUGCCUUGCCUUACCUUGCCGAUACCUGCGAUCUCGAAACUGAUAGCCUGCUUUUCUUGACCCACACGCAACUGCCCUGCCUUGCACGCCCACUCAUGUCACUCCCCCCCCCAUAUGCGCAUACAUUGUUUUACAGCCCGUCCCAAAUGGAACGGGCGGCACUCGCUCAUCGCCUCGAUUACCGAAAUACAUGCAUCAUCAUCAUCAUCA
This is a messenger RNA of Polychytrium aggregatum, 2740 nucleotides long. RefSeq lists its product as uncharacterized. The transcript has a single exon. The record is from RefSeq and is a predicted model, not a curated record. The coding region runs from base 236 to 2326 and encodes 696 amino acids. NCBI's taxonomy places the organism in Eukaryota, Fungi, Chytridiomycota, Chytridiomycetes, Polychytriales.